This is a messenger RNA of Prunus avium (sweet cherry), 1193 nucleotides long. Its product is annotated as reticulon-like protein B2. Gene Ontology annotation, biological process: response to bacterium. The record is from RefSeq and is a predicted model, not a curated record. NCBI's taxonomy places the organism in Eukaryota, Viridiplantae, Streptophyta, Magnoliopsida, Rosales, Rosaceae.
UGAACUAGUAAUGCGUUAAUGAAGGUUGUUUGAUGGGAUUGUUGCAAUUCUUAAUCUGUUUUGUUGGUCACAUGCAUUGCAGGUUGUUGUCAAAAGAGUAAUUGAUGCAAUUGUAAUUUGUAGCAAUAUUAAUUAUAGAUACAUAGAAACAUUAGAACGUUCAUAGAAAUGCUGGAUCCCGUGGAUAUGGAUAUUGCUGAUUCUGAUUUUCUCAACAACCAAUUUGAUAAUGGAGACUCUUCUGACUCUGACAUUGAUAAUUACUGCAUGUCUUUUACUUGUAAGAAUCGCUUAUUCGGCCGCCAGAAGCCUCUUCAUGUUGUCCUCGGCGCCGGUGUAUCUGCUGACAUUAUACUUUGGAGAAACAAGCAGAUCUCUGGCUACAUUUUUAUGGGUGCUACACUUACAUGGCUUCUCUUUGAGAGGACAGGUUAUAACUUGGUUGUGUUUGUAUGCCAUGCUUCAUUGCUUUCAUUGACAGCCCUGUUCUUGUGGUCCAAUUUGGGUUCCUUCAUCUAUGUGUCUCCACCAGAAAUUCCAGAGACUAUCUUACCACAACAUCUGUUUAUGAGGACCGCUAUUUCCUUGACAGCUACAUAUAAUCAAGCAUUAAGAUCGUUUCGGCAUGUAGUUUUUGGGACAGACAUAAGAGAUUUCCUAUCGGUGGCGGUGGUUUUGUGGGUUCUCUCUGUUGUCGGACGUCUAUGCAGUUUCUUGAGUUUCCUCUACAUAGUGUUUGUGAUACUGAUGAUAGUGCCAGCGCUGUAUGACAACCUGGAGGAUAGCGUUGACUCCUUUGCAGAGAAAGCACUAAUUGCAAUAAACAAGCAGUACGCAGUGUUGGAUGAAAAAGUUAUCCAAAAACUAAAAAAGAGUGUAAUUUCUUCCAAGAGUAGGAAGCAACAAUAAUUAUUUGAGGUUCUGCUGCACCCUUCCUCUUCAUACAGUCGGUACAGUUCAUAUGUCGUUCUUGCUCGUUUUGUUCCGUCAGUUAAUUUUACUUUAUUUGUCUGAUCAAAUCUGUAAAAUGAAGAUGUAGAAAGGAAAAUAUAUAUGUUGCUUUCUACCUGUUUUGCUAGUAGCCUUGUUUAGUUUUACUUGAGGAGUAAGUAAUCAUUCAUCAUCCUUGUUAUAUGAGAGAAAAUGUAUUGUUCCAAUUUUGGUUUCUGAUGCAAAUUUCUAAACAAGGCUAC